AUCUGUCAAUGAUAUAGUUCUUUAGAGAAAAAUCAGAAAAGCAAAGAGUUCCUUUAUUUCAAAUCCAUUAAUAGUGAGAAGAAAAGAAGAAAAAUAUGUUACAAGCUUUAGCUGGACUCCAAUUUCAACUGAAAGAGCAAUUAGGAGAAAAGGAGAGGAGACUUCAACUCAGCCAGAAAGCCAGGGCCCAGCAUAUCCAGUUCCACACACAGUUUUCAUACAAACCAAUGUUUCACAGAUUUUUCCCUGGAAGACCAGAGAUUUCUUCAAGUCAAUUGCCAUCCUUUUCCAAGGUCCCAGAGCACCUGGAAAGUCCUGCAAAGACUCAGCUACAGAAAAUCCAGAGACAGCAAGUAAAACCCUUCAUGACUUUUGAUUACCAGAUUGUCAGCCAGACUCUUCAACAGUCACAUCCCCCAACACCAAGCAGUGCGCUUCUGGAAAAGCAUGGACACCUGUCUCCUGAGAGUGACCCUGGACUCACUGGAAACACAUACACCAAGUUGCUAACUCUUGGAAAAGAAGAUGACAGAGCAGAAUGGCAUAUGGAGCACGUUAUUGAGGAUAUAAUCGGUAUGGAAUCAAGUUUUAAAGAGGAAGGAACAGACUCUCCUCUGCUAAUGCAAAGAACAUUAUCCGGAAGUAUUUUGAAUGUGUAUGGUGGUGAGCAGGGAAUUUCACCAGUUAAUAUGGGCCUUACAAGUGCUUCCUGUCCAAGUAGCCUACCAAUGAAAAGAGAAAUUACAGAAACUGAUACUCGAGCUUUGGCAAAAGAAAGACAAAAAAAAGACAACCACAACCUCAUUGAAAGAAGAAGAAGGUAUAAUAUUAAUUACCGAAUCAAGGAGCUUGGCACUCUUAUUCCCAAGUCUAAUGAUCCUGAUAUGCGCUGGAACAAAGGAACCAUUCUAAAAGCAUCAGUGGAGUACAUCAAGUGGCUACAAAAAGAACAACAGAGAGCCCGAGAAUUAGAACACAGACAGAAGAAAUUAGAGCAGGCUAACAGGCGGCUUCUACUCCGCAUUCAGGAACUAGAAAUACAAGCUCGUGCUCAUGGUCUGCCAACCCUGGCUUCCCUUGGCACUGUUGACUUAGGUGCUCACAUCACCAAACAGCAGACUCAUCCUGAGCAGAAUUCAGGGGACUAUUGCCAACAACUGGCUCUAUCUCAGGGGACAAGCCCUGAGCUCUAUGAUCAAGCUAUGGCCUUCUCUGAUCCUUUGUCACACUUCACAGAUUUAUCAUUUAGUGCUGCUUUGAAAGAGGAACAAAGACUGGAUGACAUGCUACUGGAUGACGCAGUAUCUCCAUUUGGAUCAGAUCCUCUGUUAUCUGCCACUUCCCCUGCAGUUUCCAAAGAGAGCAGUAGGAGAAGUAGUUUUAGCUCAGAUGAUGACGAUGAGUUAUAAAACCUAAACAGGCUGAAUUCAUCAGCCGGGAAGCACUUCCAUACUGGUGCUAUGCAAUUAUGUUCUGUGUUUCAUAAAUUGCUUUGGCUUAAUUCUUCUGAAAGGAAUAUAUUGUUCAUGAAAAACUGACUAAUCAGAAACAACAGAAGAAUUCACAGGAAGAAGAAACAUGGUGUUGAAUUACUGAGGAUUACAAAAUAUGUUUUCUUCUUUGGCUGCGGAGUCUGAAUCUACUUAAAUUUUGUUUUCCUGAAAAGAGGGACAACAAAGGAAAGAGCUCUACUGGUGUUUGAAAUGUAGCAACUUGGUGAUGUGCUACUGUUGGAACCAACAGACUGCAAAGAGCAGACAUACUGAAAUAAACAAACCUUUUCUUAGUUAUUCACUUCCAUCUCCUUCCUAGUCAGCUCUUAAAAUAUUAAUUUUCAAGAAUCAAGAUCAACAGACAUCGUGGCUCAUUGCCAUUCUCAACUGUCGGAUGGGGCAUAUUGUCCAGAAUUCAAGCCUAACAGGGGAAAUGAUUUAAAAGUUAUGUCACUUGUAAUUGGAAAGUGAAUCUACAAUAAACAUUAGCAUUUUCCACAAUAAAGUACAGAAAAUUUAUAAAAACUUUGAUUUCUAAAAUUAGACCCUAAUUCCUUUAGUCAGUUCAAUUGUACUAAUUCUUAAAUGUCUCUUUGUACAGUUGUGGGACAUGAUCAAUUCAGAAAAAGGAACACUGAAUACUUUCCUCAAGAAUACAGGCUAGAACUUUAUCCCUUCCCACAAGCAUACAGUCACAAACAGGUGCACGAUGCAGGUAGUAUGUGUUCUCUUUUUUCCUUCACUCUUUUGAUUUUCUAAUAAGCAUUAGAAAUCACAUUUCAAACCCUCUUUUCUUCAUCAAGAAGAGAUAUUGGAUACUCAAUUUCAGUAAGUAAAAUG
Messenger RNA from Manis pentadactyla (Chinese pangolin), 2333 nucleotides. It is a transcript of the gene TFEC, whose product is annotated as transcription factor EC. Gene Ontology annotation, cellular component: nucleus. The record is from RefSeq and is a predicted model, not a curated record. The transcript has 9 exons. Bases 96 to 1409 code for a protein of 437 amino acids. Gene Ontology annotation, biological process: regulation of transcription by RNA polymerase II. Gene Ontology annotation, molecular function: RNA polymerase II cis-regulatory region sequence-specific DNA binding; DNA-binding transcription factor activity, RNA polymerase II-specific; protein dimerization activity. NCBI's taxonomy places the organism in Eukaryota, Metazoa, Chordata, Mammalia, Pholidota, Manidae.